GUGCAGAGCCAGGAAGGAGAUGGUGAAGCAGACGAUCCAGAUAUUUGCGAGGGUGAAGCCCCCUGUCCGGAAGCAACAACAAGGGAUUUAUUCCAUAGAUGAAAAUGAAAAAUUAACACCUAGCUUGGAAAUUAUCUUACCACGUGAUAUGGCGGAUGGAUUUGUGAAUAAUAAGCGAGAAAACUACAAAUUUAAAUUUCAAAGGAUUUUUGAUCAGGAGGCAAACCAAGAGACCAUUUUUGAAAACAUUGCCAAACCAGUUGCUGAAAGUGUCCUGGCAGGUUACAACGGUACCAUCUUUGCAUAUGGGCAAACUGGCAGUGGCAAGACAUUUACCAUCACAGGUGGAGCAGAGCGUUACAGUGACAGAGGCAUUAUCCCAAGGACAUUGUCCUACGUUUUUGAGCAGUUACAAAAGGACAGCAGCAAAAUAUAUACAACACACAUUUCCUAUUUGGAAAUCUACAAUGAAUGUGGUUAUGAUCUGUUGGAUCCAAGACAUGAAGCCUCCAGUUUGGAAGAUUUGCCGAGAGUGACAAUAUUGGAGGACCCUGAACAGAACAUUCACCUAAAAAACCUAUCUCAUCAUCAGGCAACCACGGAGGAGGAAGCCCUGAAUUUGCUAUUUCUAGGAGACACCAACAGAAUGAUUGCAGAGACUCCUAUGAACCAAGCUUCAACCCGUUCCCACUGCAUUUUCACUAUUCAUUUGUCAAGCAAGGAACCAGGAUCUGCAAUAGUACGACACGCCAAACUCCAUUUGGUUGACUUGGCUGGUUCAGAGCGAGUUGGAAAGACUGGAGUAGGGGGCCAGAUUCUAACAGAGGCGAAGUAUAUCAACUUGUCCCUGCAUUACCUAGAGCAGGUUAUCAUUGCCCUUUCAGAAAAGCACCGUUCACACAUUCCUUACAGGAACUCCAUGAUGACCAGCGUCCUACGAGACAGUUUGGGAGGGAACUGCAUGACAACUAUGAUUGCAACACUCUCAUUAGAGAAAAGGAAUAUUGAUGAGUCUAUAUCUACCUGCAGAUUUGCACAACGAGUGGCACUAAUAAAGAAUGAAGCUGUUCUUAAUGAAGAAAUUGAUCCCAGACUGAUGAUUAUCCGGCUACAAAAGGAAAUCCAGGAGCUGAAGGAUGAACUGGCCAUUGUGACUGGGGAACAGAGGACAGAGGCACUCACAGAAGCAGAGCUCCUUCAGCUGGAAAAGUUAAUAACAUCCUUUUUAGAAGACCAGGAUCCAGAAAGUAGACUCGAGGUUGGCACUGAUAUGCGUAAAAUCCAUCACUGUUUUCAUCAUUUAAAGAAACUAUUGAAUGACAAGAAGAUCCUUGGAAACUGUACCGUCUCCGAUGAAAGCAAAGACCCAAACUGCCAGGAACCAUUAAAAGAGGAAGAAUAUCAAAAGCUACGAGAUAUUCUGAAGCAGAGAGACAAUGAAAUCAAUAUUCUGGUCAACAUGUUAAAAAAGGAAAAGAAGAAAGCUCAGGAUGCUCUUCACUUACCUGGCACAGAGAAAAACGAGUUGGGCCACCCCCAGAACACACCCUUCCCCCGCGGGAACCCAGAGGAAGGUCAGAGAAUGCUGCUGUCUUCAGCUUCCACACAAGCCCAGGAUGUCAGCGCUUUGGAGUACAGGCCCAGCUUACUCCACCAAAAAAAAGGAAUGAGAGAGGAAAUGUCAUUAGGACGGCAGGAGGCUUUUGAAACCUUCAAGAGGGACCAUGCUGACAGUGUGACCAUCGAAGACAACAAGCAGAUUCUGAAACAGAGAUUUUCUGAAGCAAAAGCCCUGGGAGAAAGUAUAAAUGAAGCAAGACGUAAAAUUGGGAUCUCAGAAAAUAUGGCCGUGCGCUCGAUGCCAGACUCACAGGAAGAAAAGCUGCGAUCACAACUGGAGGAAGAAAAGAAAAGGUAUAAAACAAUGUUCACGCACCUGAAAGCCCUGAAGGUGGAGAUUGAGCACUUGCAGCUGCUCAUGGACAAAGCCAAGAUGAAGCUCCAGAAAGAGUUUGAAGCCUGGUGGGCAGAGGAGGCCAGAAGCCUGCAGGUAAAAUCUCCAGCAAUGAAUUCAUUGGAUCACAUGAAACCAUUUUCCCAGACACCUGAAUCCCAGCAGGAUCAGUCCCAGCUUCUCUCUAACAAAAGCUCUGGAGGCUGGGACGUCCAAGAUCAAGGUGCUGGCACACCCAGUGUCUGUGACGUGUAUACCAGGAAAAUCCUGCCCUCACCUUGCCCCAGCCCACGCAGCCAGGAAUGGAGUAGCACCAGCACCUCCCUGGAAAACAGCAUCCCCGAGAGGCCCAUGUCCUCCAUCCCUCUCACUGGUGACAGCCAGACGGACUCCGACAUUCUGGCGUUCAUCAAGGCCAGGCAGAAUGUCCUGCAGAAGAAAUGUUUGGGAAACAACUGAAUUUCCAGUAAGGGUCCUGCAAUGUCUUGUGCCAGCAAGAAUGAAGUACAGAUGAAGGCACCGCCUCUC
Messenger RNA from Otolemur garnettii (small-eared galago), 2482 nucleotides. RefSeq names its product kinesin family member 6 (gene KIF6). The coding region runs from base 20 to 2413 and encodes 797 amino acids. Gene Ontology annotation, biological process: microtubule-based movement; mitotic spindle organization. Lineage: Eukaryota; Metazoa; Chordata; Mammalia; Primates; Galagidae. The transcript is spliced from 22 exons. Gene Ontology annotation, molecular function: microtubule binding; microtubule motor activity; ATP binding. The record is from RefSeq and is a predicted model, not a curated record.